AUGAUGCCGUUCCAUGUGUCGAAUGAUCUGCUCGGCUUGGAUAAAGUCUCCAUGCUUGGCACACGCGUGCAGUACCGUCGUUUUCGCGCUAUUGUGGACAAGGCUCCGCGGAAUCAGAAGCCAUUGCCCAAAGCUGAACCCAUUUACCAGGAGCCACUGGAAUGGGACGACGACGGGAAGGAAAUCGACUUGACACGUCCAGGAAAGGAGACGUUCUCGCUGGAGAAUGCCAACUACGAUGGACGCUUUGACGAGGAGGGCGAGGACGAGGACGAAGUGGACGAAAGGGACAGCUACAAGCUCAGUCCAGAGGCCUUGGCACAAGUGGAAGCGUUGCGUCAGCAGGAUGAGUCCAGUCACGAAGAAGUGAAGAAGGCCGAGUCGACGGCACUGGUCAAGACGGAGCGGAGUAUGGAAGUCUAUGGCCAAGAGGACGACAAGCUGUUUGCUGACAGUGAGGAAUCGCUGGACUUUGAGCUGACGCCGAUGGACUUGACAGACUUUGGCCAGUUCCAGACGCUCAACAUCAAGCGUGCGGAGGUUCGGGUCCAUGAAAUGACCUUCGAGAAGGGUCUCAAGCCGUCUCGGACGACGUUGAACUCGAUGCUGGGCGUGUACACGAAUGCACUGCGUCUUCGCUCGGCCGAAGUCUUCAUGGACGAGACGUUCUCCCAGUUCGAGCUCAGGCCCAACAAGUUCACGUACCGUAGUAUGAUGCAGAUGUACGUGCGUGCGAAGCGGACGACCCAAGCGGAGCAGUUGCUGGAGCGUGUGCGCUCAGAGAUCGAGAGCGGAGAUGUGGAGGCGGACGAGCUGCAGGAGAAGCAUCUGAAGAAGAUCCGCGCUCUGACGGAGAAGUACGGCGUCUUUACGGAUCUCAUUUCGGAGAACCCGAACGCGGUGCUUCUCGCUAGCUCUCGCUACAAACUCAUGGAGAAGCGGAAGGUGCGUGCCCAAGUGUUGGAGUACAACCGCAAGAUCGGGAAGCGCUUUCUUCUUCCGGAAACCGUCUACUAG
Messenger RNA from Phytophthora infestans T30-4, 1017 nucleotides. RefSeq lists its product as uncharacterized. Gene Ontology annotation, molecular function: protein binding. The coding region runs from base 1 to 1017 and encodes 338 amino acids. The record is from RefSeq and is a predicted model, not a curated record. The transcript has 3 exons. NCBI's taxonomy places the organism in Eukaryota, Oomycota, Peronosporomycetes, Peronosporales, Peronosporaceae.